Molecule: messenger RNA, 4105 nt
Organism: Scophthalmus maximus (turbot)
Lineage: Eukaryota; Metazoa; Chordata; Actinopteri; Pleuronectiformes; Scophthalmidae
Gene: khnyn
Product: KH and NYN domain containing
Exons: 9
Coding region: 381-3578 (1065 amino acids)
Cellular component (GO): cytoplasmic ribonucleoprotein granule; nucleus
Molecular function (GO): RNA endonuclease activity; mRNA binding
Source: RefSeq, a predicted model, not a curated record
GCGUGUGCGCGUGUGUUUAGUUUCGGUUUUGUCUUCCAGGAUCCCUCCGACGUCUGCUCCUCUGUCCUCGACGCACCGCAGCUCUUCGUCUCUCGGUCUCUCUCUUCCUCUUGCUCUUCGUCUCUCGGUCUCUCUCUUCCUCUUCCUCUUCGUCUCUCGGUCUCUCUCUUCCUCUUCGUCUCUCGGUCUCUCUCUUCCUCUUCGUCUCUCGGUCUCUCUCUUCCUCUUCGUCUCUCUUCCUCCCGGUUGUCCGGUGACUGGGCUCUGGUUCGUGUUGUCGUCUCUCCUUCCUGUUGCUGCCGGAGAAGAGAGACUUGGAGCGAAUGAACGUCACGAUGUUGGACCGUCUGGUCUGAGGACAGAGGACAGAGGACAGAGGGAUGGACGGGGACAGAGGUGAUGGAGGAGGACGAACGGAGGUGAACGAUGAGUUUGCCUGUGCCGGGACGCUGCGUGGAUCUCUGUCGUCGCUGCACGGCACCGUGGAGCGGAUCUUCAGGGUGACGUUGGGGAUCGGGGCAGACGAUCCGCCUCACGCCAACAACGGGCAGAUCUGGCUCAAACUACGAGGAGCGAGCGUCGACGUGAGAGCUGCCAAAUUGUUUGUGAAAGGAGUCGUGAACCAGGAGGAGCAGCAGGACGUCUCCUACCCCGGGGUCCUUCACUGUGUCUUCUGUGGAGCCAGGGGGCUGUUCAUGGACGGCCUGAUCAGAAGCACCUCGGCACACAUACUGGUCGGAUCUCCGGGUUUCCUGCUCAUCUCAGGUCUUGCUGAGCCGGUGGUUCGAGCCUAUUCCCUGAUCACAGACCUAGUGGAGAGGUACGAGGGCUCACAGUCCCGACGCUCCGAGACGGGCGACCGAGGCCUCGGAGAGUCCCUGGAUUCAUGCCGGGCCUUCAAGACUCUGGUUGAGAAGUGGGAAGACAGGCACAUCCUGGAUCUCCUGGUGCUUCCCGGGUCGGUGAAGGAAAUCCUGCUGGAUUUGGUGAAAGAAUCUGGACUUGGAUCAAGACCAGACCUGGCAGUGACAGACGGAAACGCCCGAGUACCUGAUGACCCGAGGGAUCGGCGGGACAAACACCUUGAGCCUUACAACUCUACUGAUCGGUGGGUUGAAGGGACGACCGGAGCUUCGGGAAAAGACUCGGUCCAAUCGUUCUCCACGGCUGCAGGCGCCCGGGCCGAGGGUGCUGAGGAAAGACUCGUGCCUCCUCCACAGGAAGUCAGAGAAGAGGAUCCGCCAGAGCAGAGGGAAGCACCAGGCACCGAGGAGGAAGCACAGGAGCAACCGCUGUCAAUGGGAAACAAAGAGUUUUGGCUUUUAUUGAAGUUUUUCUCAGCCAUGGGUUACACAGAGGAUGUCGUCAAACGAGUGCUCGCUCGAACUGGACCCAAGGAGGCCUCACAGAUACUGGACUUGGUUCAACAGGAGCAGGAUCGCAGCGACCGCGAACAGCUGCUUCAACGCGGCGAAGACCAAAAACAUCAAGAUGGCGUUACCCUGAAUAAGAGCGAGAGGAACCGACCCUGCGAGACAGAGCACAGGGUCGACGAAGAAACAGCCACAGGACGAGACGCGGCAAUAAGUCGGAAUGAACCAGAUGGAGAAGUUCUGGAUGGAGAAGUGCUGGAUGGAGAAGUUCUGGAUGGAACAGUUCUGAGUGGAGAAGUUCUGGGUGGAGAAGUUCUGGUUGGAGAAGCGAGCAGAGCAACAGGAGGCACAGGACACGGUGAGGAAGGUAGUCCAGAGGGAAAGGAGGAAGCACAAGAGGAAGACUUUGUCCUCGGCGUGUUGAUGAAAGCCGCAGCCAGCUGUGGAUACACGGAACAGGAAGUAGCCAAAGUCUACAACAUGUUGCCUGAUGGAUCCACUCACCAGCUCCUCCUGGAGCUGCAGCGAGAGAGCGACGCCUUCAGGGACGGUCCGAGAGAGAUGGACGACGUGAUGCUGGAGGAAGAAGGACCAGGAGUCAGACCAGGAGUCAGACCAGGAGUCAGACCAGGAGUCACACCAGGAGUCAGACCUGAAGUCAGACCAGGAGUCUUACCAGGAGUCAGACCAGAAGUCAGACCAGAAGUCAGACCUGAAGUCAUACCAGGAGUCAGACCAGGAGUCAGACCAGGAGUCAUACCAGGAGUCAGACCAGGAGUCAGACCAGGAGUCAGACCAGCGGAGGAUAAAGAAACUAGAGGAUCUGACGACGACGGGUGGGGGGUGGUGCCACAUCUAACUGCACCUGUUGCAGGCUCAGAUUUGAUUCCUUGGAUUAAUAAUCCACAUCACUACAGCUCACAGCCGUCAGGCUCACAGAGUUCACAGCAAAACAUCCUGCCUGAGGUCAAAGGGCCACCCAUGCCCACCUACCCCUCAUCCCUAGAUCCUCCAUGCACCAAUACCCAAACUAACAAACAAUAUGAACAAAUCCUCUACUGGACUAAUCCAACCACCUCAAAUCCAAACCACCCACCUCACGACGACGUCUUCAAUCCAACGCCCCGGUCUGUAAAACAAGCGCCUCAACCCCCGGUCUUCCCCCGAGACGACUCAUCUCCCACCAGGGCGGCGGAGAGGCGGGGCUUCACGCGUGCUUCUUUAGUUGUGGUGACCGGGGAGCAGCGCUUCCUGGAGGGUCUGCAGACGCCCUUUGACCUCCGGCUGACAGACCGGCCCGGAGACGCCAAGCUGAGGACCAUCGUCAUCGAUGGGAGCAACGUGGCCAUGAGUCACGGGCUGGGACACUUCUUCUCCUGUCGAGGAAUCGCUCUGUCCGUCCAGCACUUCUGGGACGGAGGUCACCGUCACAUCAGCGUCUUCCUGCCCCAGUGGAGACAGAAGAGCGACCCCAGGGUCAAAGAGCAGCACUAUCUGACGGAGCUGCAGCAGCUGGGCCUGCUCUCCUACACCCCGUCCAGAGAGGUGCAGGGGAAGAGGAUCAGCUCGUACGACGACAGGUUCAUGCUGCAACUCGCAGAAAAGACGGACGGUGUGAUCGUAACCAACGACAACCUGAGAGACCUGUCGGACGAGUCCACGGUGUGGAGGGACAUCAUCAAGAAGAGACUUCUUCAGUACACGUUCGUCGGCGAUCACUUCAUGGUGCCGGACGACCCACUGGGGCGAGGAGGUCCCCGCCUGGACGACUUCCUACGUUCAGAGCACAGAACUCCCGACCCAGGGAACCACUCCUUUGCCUGCGCCGCCACCACCUUCCCCUCCCCCAAGCCUCCCCGGUCCCAAACGGAGGUUCUGAACUUCCGCGACCGAACACCAGGUGGCGGUGUGUAUCCAGCGAGCAGAGGCGGUCGGGGGAAAGGCAGGGGGCACGGGAAGGGGCGGAACCUGGCUCAGCAGCAGCACAGGCCACAUGGAGGUCCAGGUCAAGGUCCUGGUCCUGGUCCUGGUCCUGGACCGGUGUUGCAAGCAGACAGGAGCCCAGAGGAGACGAGCAGCCUGAGGCAGCAGCUCUGUCAGGUCUUCCCGGGUCAGGACAACGUAGUGACGCUGGUGCUGCAGGUCCAUCCGACCCAGACGGACGUCAACCUGCUGUCGGACCUGAUCCUGGAGCAGCAGGACUAGGACAGUCCCUUUGAGUCUUUAAAUGUUUUAAUAUUCAGGACCCUCCUGACGCGAGGUCAUGACCCUCGUGAUGUGAGGUCACGACCCUCCUGUGGAACAUUCCUUGUCUUUAUCUCUUUGGUCUUUAACUUUGAUGAAUCGGCACUUUGUGUAUCGUCCGACACAUCUGGAUAAAUUGUUAGAGGUGACGUUUCUUAAGAGACUAUUUACUCUUAAGAGAGUAUUAAAAUUAUAUGUUUUCCUGUUAUAGUGAAUUUAUUAUAACCUGUUUUAAUUGAAAAGGUGUGAGACGUUCAGGCGUUGGUGUGGAUAGUAGGAAAAAAUACUAAACCAGCCAGUGGCCAUUACUAUAUUUUUUUCAGUAUCAAUUUUAUAUUUUUAAGUUAUUUGAACUAGGUCAUAUAGUGAUUAUUGAUCUGAUAUCUGAUCAAUAAGGGUUAGGGAGUUAGAAGAGACUGAGGUCUUUAUUUUAUUGUUUCCUGACUUUGUAAAACUAAAUUUAAGGAAUAAAGUAAAAACAUAUUUGA